UGCAUUAAUCAUAUUUUCUAUAUGCGUCAACAAUUCUAGACUAUGUUUGGAUCGAUAUACAAAAAAACAUCAUUUCAAAUGACUCUGAGAGCCCCAGUUUAAUAUCGCAUAAAAGCUUCCGUCGUGACGUCAUCAGUCAAGCGCCGCGAGGGUUGGCGAUUCGGUAGCUGACAGCAUAACUGAUAAACACAAAUGGGAGUCACUUGUGUAUGCCAGGUACCGGUGGCAGAGGGCAAGAGUGUCCAACAGUCGGUCGACCUUCUGCACAAGAAGUUGGAGCAGCUUGGUGCUGUGAAACAGGGCAGCUUCUGCGUAGACUGUGAGACAUACCAUGCAACUGGAAACGUCAGCGGACAGCCCUCCAAACUUCUCUAUGUCAUGCACAACUCUGAAACUCCGUUGAGCUGCCUGGCAAUGUAUGAAGGAGGACCCUGCCUGGUGUCCGAUGCAAAUUUUGAUGUUCUUAUGGUCAAGCUGAAAAGCCACUUUCAGAACGCAAAGGCCCAUAAGGUGGAAUGUCGAGGUUCCAGAUACCGCUACUGUGACUUUUUAAUUAAAGUUGGCACUGUGACGAUGAGCUGCAGUGCAAGAGGAAUAUCAGUAGAGGUGGAGUACUGUCCCUGUGUUAUCCCUGGGGACUGCUGGAAUCUUAUGAAGGAAUUCAUGCAGUCUUUUCUUGGUACCAACGUUCCAGAGUUGCCGUCUGUGUUCAGCGCCAAACCUGAAGGGCUUUUUGCACCUGCAGACUGUGUGGACACAAUGACUCAGUAUUUGGAAUUGUUUAACAAACUUCGUAAACUGCAAAUCCAGAGUAGUAAUGCACGCUGAUUUGGUUGGGAAAUGUAUUUGUUUAUGGUCUUUCAACAGUUUUUCAAGAAAACCUGAUGUAUCAAUUGUCUUUUUUUACAUUUUCUAUUAAAAAAUGUAUAGAUGUAAUCAUGAAUUAUUUUGUGGUUUCAUUACUUGUUAAUUGCAGAAUGUGCGUCUCUAAAAAUAGAUUUCCUGUUACCGUGGUUUGACAUUC
This is a messenger RNA of Synchiropus splendidus (mandarinfish), 1024 nucleotides long. RefSeq names its product mediator complex subunit 20 (gene med20). Gene Ontology annotation, biological process: regulation of transcription by RNA polymerase II. Lineage: Eukaryota; Metazoa; Chordata; Actinopteri; Syngnathiformes; Callionymidae. The transcript has 4 exons. The coding region runs from base 193 to 828 and encodes 211 amino acids. Gene Ontology annotation, molecular function: transcription coactivator activity. The record is from RefSeq and is a predicted model, not a curated record. Gene Ontology annotation, cellular component: mediator complex.